This is a messenger RNA of Dromiciops gliroides (monito del monte), 1422 nucleotides long. It is a transcript of the gene BCL2L15, whose product is annotated as BCL2 like 15. The transcript is spliced from 4 exons. Gene Ontology annotation, cellular component: nucleus; cytosol. The record is from RefSeq and is a predicted model, not a curated record. Gene Ontology annotation, biological process: regulation of apoptotic process. Lineage: Eukaryota; Metazoa; Chordata; Mammalia; Microbiotheria; Microbiotheriidae. Bases 200 to 703 code for a protein of 167 amino acids.
GUCUCAAUUCUCUCCAUAGCUUCUGUUACCAGGAAACUCGUUUGGGUGGGCAGGGCUCCAAGAAGACCCAACCAAUUGUAAGUGGGAAUUACCUCUACAGAGCAAAAAUACUUGCUAAGUAGUUAGUCUCACUUCCUGUUGAAGUGAGUGAUUGCUACUUAUUUAGGGGAAAGGCUACUACUCAGCAAAGAGAUCUAAAAUGAAGACUCCAAAGACCUUUGAGGAACAAACUGAGUGCAUUGUGGAAUCCCUGCUCUCUGACUUCUUGGGUUCACCAAGGAGGGCAGCAUGCCGCAGUCUCCAUCAUGAUGGUGAUGUCCCAGACUCUGGUGAGUCAAGCUCUUUUGAUGUGACAAUCAUUGCUGCCCGUCUUAGAAGCCUAGGUGAUCAGUUCAAUGGAGAAAUGGAACUAUCUGCCAACAGAGUCAUCGAAGAAGCUAUUAAGGGACAGGCAGUUGCUGCACUACAGAGCACAGUGAAAUCACUCAGCCAGGCGUGGUGUGCCCAAGACCCUAACCUAGCCUAUGAGAGGGCCUUUCUGGCUGUGUCUGUGAAGCUGCUACAGGUUGUCUCCCGCAAAAUACCUGAGACAGCCAGGCAGUUAGCUGGACCCAUGAGGGAUAUGAUCAAUGAAAACACCAACGUGCGACAGUAUAUCGAAGGGCAGGGUGGUUGGGAGAAUCUAAGACCCUUUCCCCACUGACCAUUAUCUAAACCUUGACUGGCUGAUUGAGCAUCCUCCACUUAAAAAGAAAGAAGGAAAGAAGGAAAAAAAGAAGGAAAAAGGAAGAAAGAAAGAAAGAAAGAAAGAAAGAAAGAAAGAAAGAAAGAAAGAAAGAAAGAAAGAAAGAAAGAAAGAAAGAAAGAAAGAAAAAAUUCAUUUGUUCAACACCUGAAUUUUGGUUAAGUAAGCUUAAUUUUUCUUCUACAAAUUCCUUUAGAUAUGGAGCAAAUUCCUGACACCCACAGUGUCACUUUGCAGUCUUUGUUUUUGUUUACAAACAGACAAAAAGAUUUUCAAGACUGAAAGGAAGGAAUUCUUAAUAGAAGAAUUUAGAGCACUGUGACCCAACUUGUAGGAGAGACUUUGGAAUAGGUGGAUUCUCAUAUCACACCCUAUAGGUAAAUGAGUAUUUAUAAAAUCAGCCUUGCCCCUUGAUUUGAUUGUGUCUACUCUUGCACUGAUUAUGCAUCCAAAAGAAUUUCUGGAAAAUCUAUGUGAUGGGACUUUCCCCUAUUUUGAAACAAUUUUCAGUUUGGACUUGUAAUUGUAUUGAUGUGGGAAACUCAAACUGUAACUCUGCCCUUCAUAUACUCUAUGAUCCAAUGACACUGAUCUCCUUGUUUUACCUUGAACAAAAUACUAGGUCUCCUAACUUCAUGUAUUUUCUUUUUAUAAUUAAAUUUUCUUUUUUCCAAUUA